AUGCGGCUGGAAAUCGAAGGCCUCGAGGUGCUCUUCCCGUACCCGCGCGUGUACGCGGAGCAGGUCGCGUACAUGCGGGAGCUCAAGCGCGCCCUCGACGCCAAGGGCCAUGCGAUGCUGGAGAUGCCCACAGGCACGGGCAAGACGGUCUCGCUCCUCUCGCUUGUCCUCUCCUACAAGGCGGCGCAUCCGCAGACAACCGGCAAGCUCAUUUACUGCACGCGUACGGUGCCCGAGAUGUCCAAGUGCGUCGAAGAGAUCAAGCACUUGAUGAAGUACCGCCAAGAGGUGCUGGGCGACGCCUCGAUGGGCAUCACAGCGGUCUGCUUGAGUUCGCGUCGCAACAUGUGCGUGCACUCGCGCGUCAUGGCCCACGCCGACGGAGAGACAGUCGACGCGCAAUGCCGCAACAUGACCGCGCCCUGGGUCCGGUCCCAAGCCGCGUCGCGCAACUUGGAGACGUGCAGCUUCUACGAGCAGUACGACUCGCGCUCGAUGGACCAGCGCGUGCUUGACCCCGGCGUCUACACGCUCGACGACCUCAAGGCCAUGGGUACCGCGAAAGGCUGGUGCCCGUACUUCAUGACGCGCCACGCGCUCACGUUUGCGGACGUUGUCGUGUACAACUACCAGUACAUGCUCGAUCCCAAGGUCUCGACGAUGGUUUCGCGCUCCCUCGAGCGCGACUGCAUCGUCGUCUUUGACGAAGCCCACAACAUUGACAACGUCUGCAUUGAAGCGCUCAGCGUCACGCUCAACCGGCGCGGCCUCGACCGCGCGUCGCGCAACCUCACGACCAUCAGCACGACGGUCUCGCGCAUGAAGCAGGCCGACAAGGCGCGUCUCGAUGCCGAGUACCGCCGACUCGUCGAAGGGCUGCGCUCGAGCGGCACGGUCGUCGCCCCCAAUGCUGGCAAUAACGACGACACCACGGAGCUCGGCGCGCCGGUCUUGCCCAAUGACAUUCUCGAAGAGGCGAUUCCCGGCAGCAUUCGGCGCGCCGAGCAUUUCAUCGCGUUCAUGCGGCGCCUCAUCGAGUACCUCCGCACGCGCAUCCGCGUCCGCAACGUCGAGAGCGAGACGCCCGCGGCCUUUCUCCACGCGAUGCAGACUGCGAUUGCGGUCGACACGAAGCCCAUGAAGUUUUGCUACUCGCGGCUGCAAUCGCUGCUUCGGACGCUGGAGAUUACAAACCUCGAAGAGUUCAACGCGCUCAACCAAGUCGCCGACUUUGCGACGCUCGUGGCCACGUACGCCGACGGCUUCAUGCUCAUCUUGGAGCCGACGGACCAGCACAAUGCGCCGCAGCCGAUUCUGCAGCUCGCGUGCCUCGACGCAUCCCUCGCCAUGCGCCCUGUCUUUGAGCGGUUUUCCACGGUCGUCUUGACGUCGGGCACGCUGUCGCCGAUCGACUUGUACCCGCGGCUGCUCAACUUUUCGCCAGUCGUGCGCGAGUCGCUGCCCAUGUCGGUGUAUAGGUCGUGCAUCUGUCCGCUCGUGAUCACGCGCGGCAGUGACCAAAUGCCAGUCAGCACGAAAUUUGAUUUGCGCGACGACAUGUCGGUGGUGCGCAACUAUGGCGGCCUCCUCCUCGAGAUGGCGGCGUGCGUGCCCGACGGCAUGGUGUGCUUCUUUCCGUCGUACAUGUACAUGGAGAACAUCAUUGCGCAGUGGGACGUGCUCGGCGUCCUCAAGAAAGUGCUCGCGCACAAGCUCAUUUUCAUUGAAACCAAGGACAUUGUCGAGACGACGCUCGCGCUCGACAACUACAAGCGCGCGUGCGACAUUGGCCGCGGCGCCGUCUUCUUCUCGGUCGCGCGCGGCAAGGUGGCCGAAGGCAUCGAUUUCGACCGUCAUUAUGGCCGCGCCGUGCUCCUCUUUGGAAUUCCGUUCCAAUAUACGCUCUCGAACGUGCUCCGCGCCCGCUUGGAGUACCUCCGGUACACGCACCACAUCCGCGAAGGCGACUUUUUGACGUUUGACGCGCUGCGUCAAGCGGCGCAGUGCGCUGGCCGCGUCAUCCGCUCGAAAGCCGACUAUGGCAUCAUUGUGUUUGCCGACUCGCGCUACAACCGCCACGACAAGCGCUCGAAGCUCCCGCCGUGGAUCAACCAGUUCCUGCUCGAGUCGCACCUGAAUUUGAGCGUCGAUAUGGCGGUCUUUAUGAGCAAGAAGUACCUCAGCCUCAUGGCCCAGCCCAUCGAGGACGGCCCCAACAUGCACUCGAUCCUCCUCGACGAAGCGGCGGUUGCCAAGUACCUCGGCCAGCACCCGCCGUCGGCGAUGCUUCUGGACGGAGAAGCUUCCGAGUCGGCCGCCAAGAAGGCCCGCGUCGAGUGACAUGUAACUUAAAAAAGAACAAGCAACAACGACAA
Saprolegnia parasitica CBS 223.65 is the source of this 2375-nucleotide messenger RNA. RefSeq lists its product as hypothetical. Gene Ontology annotation, molecular function: ATP binding; DNA helicase activity; damaged DNA binding. The transcript has 4 exons. Gene Ontology annotation, biological process: nucleotide-excision repair; positive regulation of mitotic recombination; transcription by RNA polymerase II. Gene Ontology annotation, cellular component: nucleus. NCBI's taxonomy places the organism in Eukaryota, Oomycota, Saprolegniomycetes, Saprolegniales, Saprolegniaceae. The record is from RefSeq and is a predicted model, not a curated record. Bases 1 to 2340 code for a protein of 779 amino acids.